Molecule: messenger RNA, 3743 nt
Organism: Ictalurus furcatus (blue catfish)
Lineage: Eukaryota; Metazoa; Chordata; Actinopteri; Siluriformes; Ictaluridae
Product: C3a anaphylatoxin chemotactic receptor
Exons: 2
Coding region: 1107-2159 (350 amino acids)
Biological process (GO): inflammatory response; complement receptor mediated signaling pathway; positive regulation of cytosolic calcium ion concentration
Cellular component (GO): plasma membrane
Molecular function (GO): complement component C5a receptor activity; G protein-coupled receptor activity
Source: RefSeq, a predicted model, not a curated record
UGAAUUUAAAUUAUAGCUCUUGACUUCUAUCUGAAUAAUUAUAUGUAUUGUGCUGCUGCCAUGUGAUUGGCUGAUUGCAUGAAUGGAUAUAUACAGGUGUUCCUAAUAAAGUGGACAGUGAGUGUGUAGUUGCUGUUUUAUUAUUAAAUUCUCAAAGUAUUCUAGCCGUCGCUAUGAUUUUAGUCUAGAUCAUAAUGAUCAUGCAAUUUGAUAUAUUUCUAUACGACCACAAUUCCAAAAAAGUUGGGACGCAGUGUAAAAUGUAAAUAAACGUCAAUAAAAACAGAAUGCAAUGAUCUGCAAAUCUCAUAAACCCCAUAUGUGAUUCACAAUAGAACACAGAAAACAUAUCAAAUGUUUAAUUUAAAACUUUUCCAGCCUUUUGUUACCCCGUCUCUACUUUUUUUUGUGUAUGAAAUUCAAAAUGACCUUAUUUUUCUUCUUAAAGCGGUACAUUUCCUCAGUUUAAACCCUUUGAUAUGUUUUCUAUGUUCUAUUGUGAAUAACGUACGUGUUUGAGAUUUUCAAAUCAUUGCGUUGUUCUUUUUUUUUUAUUUACGUUUAUUUACAUUUAACAGCGUCCCCACUUUUUUGGAAUUGGGGUUGCAGAAAACCUUGUGAUUUUUAUUUUUUGAAUUUCGCAAUAAGGACAAAAGAGAAUUCUCAACAUUUUGUAAAUGAAAUUCAAUAGAUGAAUAGAUUUUUUUUUUUUUUUUUUUUUUAAAAACAUCACAUACUUGUAGUGGUUCUCUCUUACAUGUAGUGUUUUUUAGAUUUAUUUUAGAUUUAUUAAUUGACUGAAGGUGCCAUCUGACUCUUUGUAUGAUGAUAAAACACAGAUUCGUGUCUCUUAAGAAACCGCUGGUUCAGCUGCAGCAUUAAUUUGCCUCAGUGGUUUCUUGACUUCCUCUGGGGAAGAGCUCACCGCUGACGAGAUGGUGUGGCCUUGAAAGCUUUUCCUGUGGACGACUUUUUUUUUUUUUUUCUACCCUCUACUACUUCUUCUCCUUUCCUUUUCAACUCGUUUGAGUUUCGGCUCGGCACGUUACCAGCGGGGAACGGGGUAGCUAGAGAUUUCGUCUGGAUUUCUCAAAGGCGGCAACAACAUGAACGACACCUACAACGACUCGUACGAUGACUAUUAUAAAUACUUUUAUGACAAUUAUAACUGUGACAUUGGUUUGUCUGAAGAAUCAAAGGGAUCCAUUGCAAAAGUGGCGCUUGUGCUCUACUGCCUGACGUGCCUCCUUGGAGUUCCUGGAAACGCCCUUGUAGUGUGGAUUGCUGGUGUCAAGAUGAAGAAGACCAUUAACACCAUCUGGUUUCUGAACCUGGCCAUUGCUGACCUUCUGUGCUGCCUGUCCAUACCAUUUAGUGUGGCUGAAAUCCUCCUGGGGCAUCACUGGCCAUAUGGAGACACUAUGUGCAAGAUCCUACCCACGAUCAUUGUUGUCAACAUGUUCGCCAGCAUCUUCACCCUGAACCUCAUCAGCCUGGAUCGCUUCAUCCAGGUUGUUAAACCUGUUUGGGCUCAGAAUAAUCGUACGCUUGGGUUAGCAUGGGUAUGCUGUGCCAUGGCAUGGGCACUGGCCAUAAUCCUCAGCCUGCCCACUAUGAUCCUACGAGAAACGUUCUCCUUUGAUAACCUGACCAUCUGCACAUUCAGACACACCAAUUUUACCGAAGAAGAAUGCAGCAUCGACAAAGGUGGCUCUUACAGGGCGCUAACCAUGACCCGGUUUGUGGUGGGUUUCCUCAUACCGCUUCUUUGCAUUGUGUUUUGCUACACCGGGAUCGCCCGGAAGGUGAUGAGCAGCCACUUUCGUGCAGGAAGAGCAUUCCGUAUCAUGCUUGCUGUUGUGGUGGCGUUUUUUGUCUCCUGGCUACCCUACCACGUGGUGGGUCUGGUAGACAUUUAUGGUGGGAAUCAGGAUGCCAUGCUGGCUAGACACAUAGACCCUUUGGCUGUCUCUUUUGCGUACGUCAACAGCUGCAUGAACCCGAUUCUUUACGUGUUUAUGGGGCAGGACUUUAAAGAGAAAAUUAAACUCUCUUUGAGACGGGUCUUCGAGAAGGCUUUUAGUGAAGAUGCCACACACUUGUCACUGAGUUCUAAAGGACAGCAGACACGCUGCACCAACUCCUCAGACACCCAGUGACAGGGAGGUGAAGGUGGAACAUGGAGUCCAAAUUAUGCGGGUAUUAAAUUACUAUGAACCAUCUGGACUUUGUUAGUUUGAGUAGCGUGUAACGCCUGUAGUAAUAAAUGGACCGAAAGGGGAAAUCUAUCCUGAAAGAUUUGCACAUUAAUCAAUAUAAUUAACAUGAUCGUCACUGAUUUAAUGAUAAUCAGAGCUCACUUUCCUCCCUCGUCCACCUGUUGGUGUGUCUUCCUGCUGUUAGUGCUGGCAGGCAGGUUUUAGCCCUUGUUUUUACUUCUACGUAAAGAGAGAGAUGCCACGGCUCUUUAGUCCUUUAAUCUGUACAACUUUUUUCCUCUAAACCCUAAAUCUUAAUACUCAUACGGCUCUCGUCAUCUCGAUGAUCACUAACUAGCCGAGCCGGGUCGUGUGGGAAAAUCCCAGAUGAUCAGCAGUUUCUGUAAUGCUCAAGCCAGCCUCUCUGGCUCCAACAACCACACCACGGUUAAAGUCCCAGGUCACACUUUCCCCUUUCUAAUGUUAGCUGUGAGCAUUAACUGACCUAUUCGCAUGAUUUCAUGCGCUGACCUGCUACCAACGAGCAUGUGUACAGGUAAUCUUAUUAAAGUGGGCCUUGCGUGUAAACGUAUUUAAUUUGAAGUCUUUCAGGGUGGAGUUUUCAUUGAAAUGUGACUGGCAGUUUCUGGAACUUAGUUUCUGAAACUUCUGAAAGUUAGUUUACAGUGCAUGUAGUUUUUUUUUUCUUCUUUUCCCCAGUGUAUAUAUAAAACUUUGUUGUUUUUAAAAAAGAAAGAAAAAGAAAAAUCUUAAGUACUAGACAGCCCUGUUAAUGGUUUUAAAUUAUAAUGCCAUUUAUAAUUCUAAUACUCAAAUAGACAAUAGAUUUAUCAGCUGCGCAUGGAUGCCAUGUUGGCACGACAGAUUCUUAUCUCUGAAGUAAGCCCGGAUGUUAAAUGAUUAAAUGACGUUAAACAACAGGAUUUCUAAAUUAGGAGCACUUAUUUAGAUGUUUGCAUUCCGAAGUAAAUGAACGCAGUCAUUGUGUUUGUUUCCAGAACAUCAAACAGGUCAGAGUCAUGAUUUUAUCAGCACAGAUUCCGGGAUGUGUAGUUAUUUUGAUGACAUGACCUCGACACCAGCAUUCUUGAACAGUUUGUCAGACUCCGGGAUAGUUUGAGCCUGAAAAAUGGGUUUAAUGAUUCUUGAAGUGGAUUUGUACCGUUCAGUCUGGAGUCUGGUUCAGCAUGACUCGGGCCUUGUGUAAUUAAAGAUGAUGAAGAAUGGAAAAUGUUUGCCUACUCUGUGCAUGUUUUGUUUUGUGUUUUUUUUAAAAAAAAUUUUUUUAUAUAAAUAUCCUCUCAGAUCACGCCUGUGGUUGUGUGCCUUCUUGUUAUUUAUAGCAUGCAUAGUGGCAUGAUCUGAAAAGACUGUAGAGUAAGCUCAGUUUUAAAGUACUACUAUGUUUUCUGUAAUAACAAACAUGUUUUAUUAUACAACUGUUUGUAUGAUGUACUAAAGUUUUUCAUGCAAAUUUCUCAACUCCAACAAGUUCUGUGGCAAUAAAUAAUUUCUGAGUAUGUA